GCUUUUCCUGAGAGAUUAAAGAUGUCUGACCUCAGCCAAGUCUCCAUUUACUCAGACUCCUCUGACAUUUACAAGAAUGUGUUUUGUAACCCUGCCUUUGAGCUGGAGGAGGAGCGAGAGGAGAGGGUGGAGGGAUUCAGGACCCCCUCAUCAACCCCUGAACCAGUCAAACCACCAGCUGCCAGCUUUGGUUGUGGAUUUUUAGAAGCGUGCUGGAUGCGUCUGCGGGGCCCUGGUCGUAGCUGGGGGGUAGUGGUGGUCUCUGCUGCCGUCCUCCUGGUGGUAACCCUGGCUCUAGCCCUGGCUCUCAUUCUCACUCAGAUGAAUGAUCCGGCUGUGGAGGACCAGCUGAUGACCACAAACACUCCAGACCUGCAGAGUGCGAGACAUGAAGCGUCCCCUCCUUCACCCACAGCCCCCUCAAACAGAAGUCGAAUAAAAACCACAGCUUCACCUCAACCUACCAGGAUACACCCAUCUGAAACAAGCUGCGGGGGUGUUCUGACCGAAUCUGAGGGCAGUUUCAGUUCUCCAAACCACCCUGGCUCCUACCCCCUGAACUCACUGUGUGUCUGGGUGAUUCAGGUCCCACCUCCCCACCUGGUCCAGAUUCAUGUCACCUCUCUGGCAGUGGAGGGGCCGUCUCCUUGUCUGUUUGACUGGCUGGAGGUGCAGGAGCUGGCUGAGGGGAGUUCUGUGGUCACCAGAUUUUGUGGUAACGUCGCUCCACCAACUGUUAACACAAACAGCAGCACGGUGUGGGUCACCUUCCACUCAGAUGGCAGCAUCGCCAGCGACGGCUUUGCUGCACAGUACAGAGCCAUGCUGCCCGGACACGAGAGCUGCGCCAGAGAAGAGUUCAUGUGUGAUGGCGGUCGCUGUCUGCUGCCUGUGUCCGUGUGCGACAGCCAUCCAAACUGCAACGACCAGAAAGAUGAGGCAAACUGCACCCACAAACACACCGGAUGUGGUGGCAAGAUGUUGGGGCCAUCUGGUUCUAUGGCGAGCCCAAACCACCCCAAGCCUUACCUUCACCAACAGUUGUGUAUAUGGUAUAUAUCUGUUGACGAGGGUCACGUCAUCACGCUGAGCUUCAGAAACUUCAGCCUGGAGACUCAGGAGGUGUGUGAGUUUGACUACGUGGAGGUGCACGACAGCAGCAACACCGGAGCUGGAAGGGUCUUGGGGAGAUUUUGUGGGACCACCGUCCCACCAGACCUGACCUCCUCUGGCCCCCACAUGACACUGGUGUUUGUGUCUGACGAGGGAGUGGCCGACAGCGGCUUCAACGCCACUUACCAGGCUGUAUCCGUACUCGACAGGACAUGUGGUCCAAACCAGUUUACCUGCAGAACCGGGGAGUGCCUCCAGCAGCAGUGGUUGUGUGAUGGAUGGAACGACUGCCCCGAUGGAGCAGAUGAGCAGGGCUGCGGCAACUCCACCUACCAUCCCUUCACGUCAUCGUGCGAGAUCAUAGAGGUGGAGAUGUGUCAGGGCCUCAGUUACAACCUCACGUCAUUCCCAAACAUCUGGCUAUCCAUCGCUGACCAGAGAGAGGCUGCCAUGCUGCUCCGACAGUAUCGGGUGCUCAUGGAGCUGGCGUGCUUCAAGCCUCUGCAGAGGCUGGUGUGUGGGAUGUUUCUUCCUCUGUGCAGUCCUCAGGGCGGCGUCCUGCAACCCUGCCGCUCCGUCUGCUCCUCUGCUGAGCAGCAGUGCAGCCAGGCCCUCGACCUCUUCUCCUUCAGCUGGCCCUUCAACUGCCACCUUCUACCCGACUCACAGAACCCGACAGAGUGCUCGCAGCCCUGAAGAUUUAACUAGAACAUACGAAAAGUUC
Messenger RNA from Nematolebias whitei (Rio pearlfish), 1837 nucleotides. Its product is annotated as membrane frizzled-related protein. The coding region runs from base 22 to 1809 and encodes 595 amino acids. NCBI's taxonomy places the organism in Eukaryota, Metazoa, Chordata, Actinopteri, Cyprinodontiformes, Rivulidae. The record is from RefSeq and is a predicted model, not a curated record. Gene Ontology annotation, molecular function: protein binding. The transcript has 13 exons.